AUGCAACAACAUCGUCCACAAGUAGUUCUUCCCGGGGACUCAUUACCAGUCUACGAGAAUAAACUUAAACUAGGUCCUGGUCUCAUCCAAGACGAAGACCAGAUAAUAGCAGUGAAAGGUGGUGUACUAAAGCAUCAGCUUGCAGGCAAUAAAUAUUGGAUUGAGAGUAAUCAACGAAGGUAUGUUCCAGCUACAGGCGAUCCCGUCAUUGGUGUGAUAACACAAAAAAGUGGGGAAUUUUUUCGUGUGGAUAUCGGUGCAGCACAUUCGGCUACUUUGUCUCAUUAUGCUUUUGAGAAUGCGACGAAAAGAUAUCGACCAAAUCAUGAUGUAGGCACAUUAUUAUACUGUCGUGUCUCACUAGCUAAUAAAGAUAUGGAACCUGAAUUGGAAUGCGUGAAUCCCGCAAAUGGAAGAGCAGGGGGGUUUGGAGAAUUGAAGGACGGUCAAUUGGUUAAAUGCUCUUUAGGGCUAGCACGAAGACUACUCGAAACAGAAACCCCAAUUCUAAAACACUUGGCCGAGAAUUUCACUUUCGAAACAGCAAUUGGCCUGAAUGGUCGUAUUUGGAUAAAAGCUGAUACUAUAAAAAAUACCAUCAGAAUUAUAAACGCUAUCAAGGACUCUGAGAAGUAUCCGGAGUCACAGUCGCGUCGGGUAGUUUCUAAUCAUUUAAUUCUUAGUUUGCCUAUUAUGAUUACGUGGAUAAGAUAUAGUGAUCAAGAUAAGAUAUCCGAUGAUUAG
This is a messenger RNA of Ambispora leptoticha, 744 nucleotides long. The record is from the annotation of a GenBank genome assembly. Lineage: Eukaryota; Fungi; Glomeromycota; Glomeromycetes; Archaeosporales; Ambisporaceae.